Molecule: messenger RNA, 864 nt
Organism: Sclerotinia sclerotiorum 1980 UF-70
Lineage: Eukaryota; Fungi; Ascomycota; Leotiomycetes; Helotiales; Sclerotiniaceae
Exons: 2
Coding region: 1-864 (287 amino acids)
Source: RefSeq, a predicted model, not a curated record
AUGAUGUCUUCUCAAGCAAUGAAGUUUCCAGUCAACAUAUCGCAAGCCAAUAGACCUUUUUGUACUUGUUGCACAUAUGAUAAACUCCUACUGCAGCUUCAACAAACGUCUCUGUACUCUGAAUAUUCCGAAAGUCGACAGGACACCAUUACUGAAGACUCAUCAUCACAAUCCAUCUCUGCCUCACAUAUCUGCAGAAGCAGGUUCUCUUACCACAAUGGAUUAGCUGAAGAUCUUGAUUCUACUGGCUGUUUUACACAACGUUGUACGUGCGGGGGUGAGAAUGAAGACUCGAGGGAGCAUGAUGAAGAUGGCGUCGAAGAAAUCCAAAUACCAUCUUUAACAUCCCCAGAUAUUAACAGAAUGUCGAUCAAUUUCGAUAUUGGACUAAAGUACAUGGAUUUUGAGCUUUACGAUUCCCAGUUCGAGGAAUGCGAAAGUUAUCACGAUUUCUGCAUUGACCCAUCUACAUCAAGUGAUAGAUCGAAUUUGGCCGGCCUUGAUGAUUACAAGAGCUCUGAUACAUUUGAUACACCAAGGACAUCUAAAAUGAGCUUAGCUCAAGGGAGUUUCUGCUUACCUCCUCCGAACUCCCCUACUAUCUCUUUGAACAUGAGCGAUGAAUCCACGAUUUCCCUUCCCACAGUCUAUCCAGGCAACUUUUCCGAAGCUUUGGAUCCUGAUGAGUUAUCUGGUGUUGGUGAGUGGAUGUGUGGAACGAUGAGCAAGCCGAAUGAUCUGAAUGAUCUCGAGGGGGAAUUAGAGCUUUAUAGAGACAAGGACGAAACCAUCGGCCCUCAGUCAAGUCGGAAAGUCGGUCAAGCAUUGGAUACUUUCGCAAUCAGUUUUUAUGGUGUCCAAUGA